CCCAGUGACUGCACCCAAGAACGUUUUUGAGUAUCGGGGAAUCAAGAAUCAUUGGAAAAUAUAUCUGUAUCAUUUGUGGUCAUGGCAAAGAGUGCCCCAAGGAAACUGCCAGCAUGCUUUCAACAAGGAAUGGGUGAAUCUGGUCUUCAAGUAAUGAAAUUUCAUGGCAAAGUGUAUUAUUGUUCUCAAAAAGAUGAUUGUAAUUUUAUAUGUAAUCAAAUGAGAACAGAAAGUACUGAAGUUGUUGGUUUUGACAUCGAAUGGAAAGUCACUUUUACCAAUGAAGUGAGAAGAACAGCAUUAAUUCAACUUUGUCCAUCAAGAGAUAUUUGUUAUCUUUUUCAUAUAUCAAUGAUGAAUGGUUUUCCAUCCGAGCUAAAGCUACUACUAGAAAGCGAGGCGAUCACAAAAGUUGGUGUUGGAAUACACAAUGACAUGCAAAAAUUAACGAGUGAUUUUGGUGUGAAAGCAAAAGGUUAUUCAGAACUUUCGGAUUUGGCAAAUCUAAAGCUCAAAACAUCGGAAAAAUGGAGUCUUAAAGGUUUAACAAUGAAUUUAUUUAAACAAAGGAUACCAAAGGAUAAUAAAGUCCGAUGUAGUGAUUGGGAGAAGUAUCCACUUUCAAGAACACAAGAAAGUUACGCCGCCCUCGAUGCUUAUGUUGGUUACGCAAUAUAUAUGAAGCUGGUUGAGAUGGAAUAGCGUCAAGACAAAAUUAAUAUUACCUAUAUCUAGCAAGAUUGUGAA
Messenger RNA from Dendronephthya gigantea, 747 nucleotides. Its product is annotated as Werner syndrome ATP-dependent helicase homolog. Lineage: Eukaryota; Metazoa; Cnidaria; Anthozoa; Malacalcyonacea; Nephtheidae. Gene Ontology annotation, molecular function: nucleic acid binding; 3'-5' exonuclease activity. The record is from RefSeq and is a predicted model, not a curated record. The transcript is spliced from 7 exons. Bases 82 to 702 code for a protein of 206 amino acids. Gene Ontology annotation, biological process: nucleobase-containing compound metabolic process.